AUGUCGAGCAACGGGAGCAGCCGGAGGAGUAACGUGGUAUUCAAAAGGAAGGAAAGGUUACCCUGCAACUGUGGAUGGGAGGUGAGAUUCGGUUACGGUGUCGCGGUCACGCUGGCCAUCUUCGAGGCUAAACGAUUCUUCAUGUUGGUCCUGGAGAUAUUCGCCGAAUGGCAGAUCAUUCGGUUCGCGGGCGGCUUAAGACCCGUCAUACUCACCUUGGUGAACGUCAGCAUGGGUCUGCCGACUGCUUUAAUCACCGUUCGCACCAUACGCGCACGGAAGGUGCCGCGGUGCUGCGCGGUGGCCAGACGGGCGCUGAGAUGCUUGCUGAUAGCAAUUGCGAUCUGCGCAAUAAUGAACGCGGCGACGUUAGCCUCUAUCGGGUAUCACAUUAGCGUCAGGCGGGAGACGUUGAUCGGCAUUUUCAACGAUUCGAUGCGGCUGUACGUGUCCGCCGCGUCGUACAAGUACGCGAUCGACGAGAUACAGUUCAUCUUCCAGUGCUGCGGCCACACCUCCUACGCAGAUUGGUUCCGCUUUGACUGGCAGGGCGUGGAUUACGCGUCGCGCGAGGAAAUGGCGGUGCAAAACCGGAUAUCCGACGAAGAGUACCGGGACCGUGGCGUCCCGUUCAGCUGUUGCGACUUGCGCGCGAUGGCGCCGUGCAGGCACACGGAGAUCCAAAAGGACGACGUGGAGACGAUCAACGCGAACGGAUGCGCCGGGGUUGUCAGCCCUGUGCUUCUUAGGAUCGUGAUCGUCGCCUAUGUUAUGACGAGCACGCUCGUGAUCAUUCAGAUCUUCUUGGCCUUUCUGCUUACGAAGGUAAACGUUACACAUUAA
Messenger RNA from Nomia melanderi (Alkali bee), 843 nucleotides. The record is from RefSeq and is a predicted model, not a curated record. Lineage: Eukaryota; Metazoa; Arthropoda; Insecta; Hymenoptera; Halictidae.